AAUACAUACAGAGGGAACGUGAUUGUAUGACAGCAGAUGUACACACCUUACUAGCACAUCUAACAAAUUCAGCUCACUGAUAAAUCUUGGAUGCUCAUUCAACUUUUAACUCUACAUCACAAAGACUCACAUGAUGACCCGUUGUAACCUUGCUGGGUUUAUACUACUGGCAGCUGUAGCAUUCUUUUCCUCUUUGCGGACAUUAAACUCUGUGGAGGAGCUGAAGGAAACAGGUUUUGGAAGACCACCUCCUAGACAUGGACUAGCACUUCUAUUGUGGUAUGUCCAAAACUGUAUCGACAACAAUAUGGUGUCUCUCUGUGACCCCAUGAAAGGUGAAUACGGUUUCCAUGAAUUCAGCAACAAAGGUCCAGUUUUUCUCCUACCCAGGCUAAAGGAUAAGAAGACAUAUGGCUACUUUACCAUAGGAAACCUUAAUUACAAGCAUGCCAGUGAUCUACCCUAUGAAGUCAGAAAAUAUUAUAAUCCACAUGAUCUAAAGAGCAACAUGGACAGAGUCAUUGUGAAGUAUAAUAAAAAUAAGAACAAAAUAGAAGAAGUGUUCAUUUCAGAGCACUAUAAAAUAUUAAAGACAUAUAUUGUUGGUUUGCCUCUUAUUACUCAGUUAAGACAACAGCUGUUGUCAUAUGUGCAUAAAAACAUUUCUCGAAAAUCUUCGAGCGAAAUGUAAAGCUAGUGAUUUUUUUAGUGAUUGAUCUAGCUGUAUCUUCUGCACCUUCUUGCCAUAAAUGUAAAUUUUGCCAGUUUUUCCUAUUUUUAGAAAAGAAAGGAAAAGCCUUUAAAUGAAACAAAAUUUACAAUAAAAGUUGAACGUUUAAAAUAUUAUUUUCAUUAACCUGCAUUAUUUAUCAUCAGUUGUAUUUCACAAGUUGAUACGUAAAUAGUUGGUCAUUAUGGGUGAGCCAACUUUCAGUUCUCAAUCUCACACCUGUUUGCCUAUAUUUAGUCACUUCCCAUUUUUAACUUUCACUGUUGUGUAACACAAACUGCAAAAAUGUGUUUUCAUAAUAAAUAUAAUACAA
This is a messenger RNA of Clarias gariepinus (North African catfish), 1043 nucleotides long. RefSeq lists its product as uncharacterized. Lineage: Eukaryota; Metazoa; Chordata; Actinopteri; Siluriformes; Clariidae. The coding region runs from base 131 to 691 and encodes 186 amino acids. The record is from RefSeq and is a predicted model, not a curated record. The transcript is spliced from 2 exons.